Capronia epimyces CBS 606.96 is the source of this 210-nucleotide messenger RNA. Its product is annotated as protein transporter SEC61 subunit gamma. Gene Ontology annotation, molecular function: transmembrane protein transporter activity. The transcript has 2 exons. Gene Ontology annotation, biological process: protein targeting; post-translational protein targeting to membrane, translocation. The record is from RefSeq and is a predicted model, not a curated record. NCBI's taxonomy places the organism in Eukaryota, Fungi, Ascomycota, Eurotiomycetes, Chaetothyriales, Herpotrichiellaceae. Gene Ontology annotation, cellular component: Ssh1 translocon complex; membrane. The annotation marks the transcript as partial.
ACAACCCAACUCCACAAAUCAAUCACCACUGUCCCUGAGGCUGGCUUGCAUGGAUUGCAUGGACUGAUGUCUCGUCUUUUAAAAACAGCCGAUCGAAGAGAAUUCAUCAAAAUCUCGCAAGCAGUUGGCAUGGGCUUCCUGAUCAUGGGCGCCAUCGGCUACUUCAUCAAAUUGAUACACAUUCCAGUGAACAACGUGCUGGUGGGAUGA